Salarias fasciatus (jewelled blenny) is the source of this 1306-nucleotide messenger RNA. RefSeq names its product coiled-coil domain containing 92 (gene ccdc92). The transcript has 4 exons. The coding region runs from base 247 to 1233 and encodes 328 amino acids. The record is from RefSeq and is a predicted model, not a curated record. NCBI's taxonomy places the organism in Eukaryota, Metazoa, Chordata, Actinopteri, Blenniiformes, Blenniidae.
UUAUUUUGUCUAGUAGCUGUGGGAGAUGAGAGGAAAGUGACACAGCCACCCUCCGCUCCGAGCCGACCGAGGCGAGCCCCCUCACCGCAGCAUCCGCGGCAUGCCCCGCAGCACGGAUUAGAGCUCCCCGGCGCGGCCUGUCUGACUGCGGAGCGUCCAUUUGCAACGUUUGAUAACAUAUUUACGACGGGCUGCGUAUUUUUAGCUGUCUGGAGGUUGCCAGUGUGUGUCCGAACAUAAUCCGCCAUGGCGUCAGCAAAUGUUACACUGGAAAAUCAGCUGCACAGCGCACAGAAAAACCUGCUCUUCCUCCAGCAAGACCACGCCAACACGCUAAAGGGGCUUCACGCAGAGAUCCGCAGAUUACAGCAGCAAUGCACAGACCUGACAUACGAGCUCACAGUGAGAAGCUCUGAUCCCUCAGACAGCAGUGAGGUCCGAUGCAAGGAGCUGCAGCGGAGAUGCGAGGAGCUGGAGGCCCAGCUGAAGAAAAAGGAGGAGGAGAACACGGAGCUGCUCAGGGACCUGGAACAGAAGAACGCCAUGAUUUCCGUGCUGGAAAACACCAUCAAAGAGAGGGAGAAGAAGUACCUGGAGGAGCUGAAGAUGAAGAGCCACAAGCUGGCCGUCCUGUCCGGGGAGCUGGAGCAGAGAGCCAGCACCAUCGCGUACCUCACCUCGCAGCUCCACGCCACCAAGAAGAAGCUGCUGGCGGGCAGUUCCUCCGAGGCCAGCCCCAACGUCAGCCCCGUCACCUCCUACAAGCCCACGCCCCCGCCGGCCAAGGACCGGCAGCCCGAGACGCCGCGCCGCCGCAUGAAGAAGAGCCUCUCGCAGCCCCUCCACCCGGAGCUCACGGAGGUGUACCGCCUGGGGUCGGACGGCCGGCGGCUGGUCCUGCGGGAGGCGGUGGACGCCAUGCCCGACCCCACGCCCUUCCUGCAGGCCGGCAGAGAGUCCCCCGAGCCGCAGGUGGUGCGCGAGCGGCCCGCCGUCAUCCCCCCCAUCGCCUCGGAGCGCUCCCCCGUCCCCCCGCUGGGCGCCACGGCCAGCCCCCGGCACAGCCCCGCCCGGGACCGGCAGUACAGGGCUCACGUGGGCGUGGCCCACCGCAUCCCGCACGGCACCCCUCCCCUGGCCCCCCCGCAGGCCGAGCUGGAGACGCUGGCCGUGGACCAGGUGAACGAGGAGAAGGUGGUCCGCAAGCGCUCGGAGGCCGACAGGACAGUUUAACACUGUGAAGCUGAUAUGCACAUCAACGCACACACGCACACACACACACACACACACACACACACACACACAC